Molecule: messenger RNA, 1255 nt
Organism: Elaeis guineensis (African oil palm)
Lineage: Eukaryota; Viridiplantae; Streptophyta; Magnoliopsida; Arecales; Arecaceae
Product: sirohydrochlorin ferrochelatase, chloroplastic
Molecular function (GO): lyase activity
Source: RefSeq, a predicted model, not a curated record
ACAAAAAGAAGCUCUAUGUAUACCCAAAAAAAGCAACAGAAAGAAAUUCUAGCCAAAAAUAAGGAGUGUAUAUAUCAACUGAUACCGCAAUCCCAUUUUCUUCCCCUUCCGAUCUACCGCUUCGCCCUAGCGCUUCUUGGGCGACCUCCUCUUCCUCCUUACGGCGCUCGCUUUCGUAGACGAACUCGCCUUCUUGGGCGCCCUUUCGACCUCGCCGACCUGAACUUUGAGGUGGACCACUGGCUUUGGAAGGCCUAUUGGGUGCUAAAAUACCGUCUCGGGCUAUGCACUCGGCCACGAUUCCUUCGCAAGUUUUCUCCUUUAGAUGUAAGGGAUCCUCCUAAAUUGCAUUUUCCUGUGUUCCACAAGUUGUCGAGAAUUACGGCAAAAGGAAGAACUCUGUCGACAAAGUGCUGUCUAAGUGUCAGAGGCGAAGGGCUUGAAAGAUUUGAACACUCGGUGGGAGACAAAGAUGCCGUGAUCAUCGUUGAUCAUGGAUCUCGACGGCAAGAAUCUAAUUUUAUGCUGGAUGAGUUUGUUGCCAUGUUCAAAGCUAGGACUGGUUAUAGGAUAGUGGAACCUGCUCAUAUGGAAUUGGCUGCACCAUCAAUCAGGGAUGCAUUUGAAACAUGUGUGCUACAAGGAGCAAAACGAGUUAUUGUCAGUCCAUUUUUCCUCUCCCCAGGACGGCAUUGGCAUCAGGAUAUCCCUGCGUUAGCAGCUGAGGCAUCCAGGGAGCACUCAGGCAUAUCCUAUAUCAUCACAGCACCUCUUGGUCUGCAUGAGCUUAUGGUGGAUGUGAUGAAUGACCGAAUAAAGCACUGCCUGAGCCAUGUAGCUGCUGAUGCUGAUGAGUGCACUGUAUGUGCUGGAACAGGAAAAUGUCGUUUAUAUUGAGAAAAUGUCAUUUAUAGGCAAACUGUCAUGCACAGGAUCAUAAAAGGAUGAUGAUAUGGGAGCAAGGAGUUGUAAAGUUAACUGUGCAUCUGCGGAGGAGAUUUCGUUCACUUGUCCUUCUCCAUUCUUUCCCCACCCCCUCCAAAGCCAGCAGUCAUCAGUUAUAUGUUUUAUUUAACAAUAUAUUUGCCAAAUCCUGAAGUUCUUGACUUCAGGGGUAUGUAAUAUCCUGGCCGGUAUAUCUUUUUAAGUGAUGCUCACUGGUGAACGGUCUGAGCUGUCAUUCUUUGUGCUAAAUUCACGGAGGAUCUUUUGAAGUGCACUUCUUGUAUGCUUAUUCGCUGUUUGGGCUCUUUCA